Messenger RNA from Suricata suricatta (meerkat), 4301 nucleotides. It is a transcript of the gene ANKLE2, whose product is annotated as ankyrin repeat and LEM domain containing 2. Gene Ontology annotation, molecular function: protein phosphatase 2A binding. NCBI's taxonomy places the organism in Eukaryota, Metazoa, Chordata, Mammalia, Carnivora, Herpestidae. The record is from RefSeq and is a predicted model, not a curated record. Gene Ontology annotation, cellular component: endoplasmic reticulum. Gene Ontology annotation, biological process: negative regulation of phosphorylation. The transcript is spliced from 13 exons. The annotation marks the transcript as partial.
GCGGCGCUGGUCUGGGAGCUGCUGGGGGCGUCCGUGCUGCUGAUCGCGGUGCGCUGGCUGGUGCGGCGGCUGGAUAAGUGGCCGCAGGGCCUGGGCCGGAGCGGGCCUUCAGCCCCGCCACCCGGCGCGGCCGCGAACUCGGCCCUGGACCCAGGUGAGAUGACCAUGGACGCCAUCUUGGCUCGAUUGAAACUCCUGAAUCCAGAUGACCUUAGAGAAGAAAUCGUGAAAGCCGGAUUGAAAUGUGGACCCAUUACAUCAACCACAAGGUUCAUUUUUGAGAAAAAAUUGGCUCAGGCUCUGCUCGAGCACGGAAGAGCGCCGCCUUCACAUCCUCCUUGCUGUGACGCGCCGGGAGCCACAGCCGGAAGCCAGGACGCGCAGAGAAAUCUGAAGUCGGCCCUAGGGAGCCGCCCCGAGCAGGUGGGCUUGGCUGAGGACGGCGACUUCGGUUACAGCGUGGGCCUGAACCCUCCCGAGGAGGACGCCGGGCCGCCUCGGCCCUGCCCUCCGCUCCUCGGUGCCGCCGCCGGGGCCAGCGGCCACCCAGCCGCGGUGGCCGCCCCUGCAGGGCCGCCUCUCUACUACGGGGUGUGCCCGGCCUACGAGGACCCCCCGGCCAGAAACGAAAGGAUUCUUGUUUAUGAAGAUAAAAAGGAAGCACUGCAAGCUGUCAGAAUGAUCAAAGGAUCUCGAUUUAAAGCUUUUUCAAGUAGAGAAGAUGCGGAGAAAUUUGCCAGAGGAAUUUGUGAUUAUUUUCCUUCUCCGAGCAAAGCCUCUUCAGCGCUUUCUCCCGUGAGAACAGCACCCCUCCUGAGCACGGGCGGGUUGAGAGAUGGUUUGUACUCAUCUGAGUCAGAAACUGUAAACAAAGAGCGAGCCAACAGUUACAAAACCCCCCGUACUCAAGACCUCACUGCCAAACUUCGAAAGGCUGUGGAGAAGGGAGAGGAAGACACCUUUUCUGAUCUCACCUGGAGUAACCCCCGGUAUCUGAUUGGCUCCGGGGACAAUCCCACCAUCGUGCAGGAAGGAUGUCGGUACAACGUUAUGCAUGUUGCUGCCAAGGAGAAUCAGGCUUCCAUCUGCCAGCUGACCCUAGAGACUCUGGAGAACCCCGAGUUUAUGCGGCUCAUGUACCCGGAUGACGACCAGAACAUGCUGCAGCAGCGUAUCUGCUACAUUGUCGACCUGUACCUAAACACGCCUGACAAAGCGGGCUAUGACACGCCGCUGCAUUUUGCUUGUAAGUUUGGGAAUGCGGAUGUGGUCAGCGUGCUUUCUUCACACCCUUUGAUUGUAAAAAACCCAAGGAAUAAAUACAAUAAAACUCCUGAAGAUGUCAUUUGUGAAAGAAGCAAAAAUAAGUCUGUGGAGCUGAAGGAGCGGAUCCGGGAGUACUUACAGGGCCACUACUAUGUGCCGCUCCUGAGAGCUGAGGACACGUCGUCGCCAGUGAUCGGGGAGCUGUGGUCUUCAGACCAGGUGACAGAGACCUCUCACGUCAGCCACAGUGGAGGCGGCCCCAGAGACCCUGUUCUGACCCUGCGAGCCUUUGCAGGGCCCCUAAGCCCAUCCAAGGCAGAGGACUUCCGCAGGCUCUGGAAGACCCCACCUCGAGAGAGAGCGGGCUUCUUUCACAACGUCAGGAAGACCGAUCCAGAGAGAGGCAUUGAGAGAGUGGGAAGGGAGCUGGCCCGUGAGCUGGGGUACCCCUGGGCCGAGCACUGGGACUUCCUGGGCUGCUUCGUCGACCUGGCUUCCCAGGAGGGGCUGCAGAAACUAGAAGACUAUCUCGCUCCCCAGGAAGCGCGCAACGAUGUACAAGACUCGGGAGAAAACGAAGCCAGCCGUUGGGACACCUCCGUGUCUGGCCGUCAGAAGGGCAGCAAUUCCAUCUCUGUGAGGGCGUUUCUGGACGAAGAUGAUGACUUGAGCUUGGAAGAGAUUAAAAAUCGGCAAAACACAGCUCGAAACAACACCCGGCCCCCACUUGGCACUUUUGGGGACUCAGAGUGUGACAUCCUUCCCUUGGGGCAGGAGACCGACCUCAUAGAAGCCUCCACCCUGGCCAGUCCCCACAGCAGCAAGAAUGGGUUUUGUAGCCCCCUGAGCGGAGCCAAGAGCCUGGGGAGGAGGCGGCCAGAGGCCCCCUGUGGGGAGGAGGCCCUUCUCUCACCGGUCCCAGGCCUGACUGUGGAGUUCGAUAAACUGAAUUUGCAAGAUCUAGGAAGUAACUUUUCUAAGACCUCAAAUAGAAAUAUGAGAACUACAGAGAGGAAGAAGCUGACAUCAAGAGCAGCCGCGGUGGAGAGGGACUCGUUAGAGCUUCCCGCUGCCGACGCACUUGGCAGGGAGCAAGGGAGGACAGAGAGGGAGAUGGCAGCCGGCAUUGCUAAGAUACGCCUGGGGCCUGACCCUUCUGGGCACCAGGCGCAGCAGAGCUAUGGCUCCCCAUCCCCAGAGCCCUCGGGGGUCCCAGCCGCGAAGGAACCCACCCAGAGGCUCUUUCUUUUUGGAGAGGAGCCAUCCAAACUGGAUCGGGAUGUGUUGGCAGCUCUGGAGGGUACGGAUGUGGACCCACAGCGGUACCCAGCCGUCCACAGGUGGAAGAGCGCCGUCCUGUGCUUCUCCCCCUCGGACAGACAGAGUUGGCCGAGCCCCGCGCUGAAAGGGAGGCUGGAGUGUCGGCAGCCGGAGCUUGGCAGCCCAGGGAGGAGCCCUGGGAGGCCCGGCCCCGCAUCCCCCUCCCCGGGCCUGGGCAGCCCUGGGCGCUAUAGCCCCGCAGGCGGGGGCCGCCUCCGCAGGAUGGCGUACCCGGCCCAGCUCACGGCCUUGUAGGGGCAGCUCUGAGCUGCUGGCGUCUUUUAUGUGUUUGUAAAGAAAGAAGGGUAAUGUGUUUAUUGCAAAAAUUCUACCAAAAAAAUAUAUUCUGAUUAAUUUAUUAGUUCUCAUUUUGAGAGUUAAAAGAAUUUUAGAAAAUGCAACUUGUUUGUAUAAAACUUGUUCUCUGGUGUUCGGGAGAACUUGACGAUAGCAGACUUGGAUACAGGUUUUCUGAGAAUUGGCAGUUGUACUCGACGCAGGCUUGCGGUCCCGGUGGACGGCAGGUCACGUGUGCCGGAGUUGGGGUGGCCAGGCGGGCGGUGGCGCCCCUCCCGUGGCGCUCUCACUUCGGCUCUGUUCUUAGAACAGAUGAAUUUUGUGCCAUCUUCCUUUUCUGGGAAGGAGUCUUGGACUUUCUAGUUCAUGAUUGAAUAUCUUUGUUUUGCCAGUAGAUCUCAGCAGGGUAGGCCAGUUGAUAUGGGUGGAUGUCUGGGAGUACAUGAACCUUGAGUACGUCUUAGACUUGCAGCCACAUUUCUGUUUGGGUCAUUCCAAACAUUAAACUGGCGACCGGAGGAAAACACUAGCUUUUCUCCAGGAGUAAACCCCUCUAGUCGACAGGGAUCCUAAGAAUUGUCUCCAGCCCUGGACAGACCAGCAGCCCUCAGAGACCUGCACCUGCAGUUACUUUGUUUACUCGCCAGGGUGAUGUGAAUAAAAUAAUCUUUAAGUUGUUCUCCGGUUUUCAAAUGUGUAUUUUCAGAUUUGUUUCCUUUGGGUUUCCUUUGUAAAAUUGUUCUGUUUUAGUACAGAAACUAGAGGUGCGUCUCUGAAUCCUGGUCAGUUACCAUAGUGCGUUCAUGUCAGCUUCCCUUGGCCGUGACCUCCUGGGGUGGGGGUCUGCCUGCAGCAUGGGAGCCACUUUAGCACCACUGCCAUGAUUGACACCUGACCUGUGACCUCCCCCGGUGUGUGCUGCUGGUGCUCUGUGAGCGUGUCCAGUGUUCCAUCCAAAACGCAAAGCUCUCCCGAUUUUUCCCAUAUUCAGUGCCUUUGGUAAAUUAUUUUUUAUUUUCCUGAAACUUGCUUUUUGAGAAUAUACAGUGAUACUAAGUAGGUGUGAGGGUUUUUUUUUUCCCUAUGAAAACUCUGAUUUGGAACUUGGGUUUAAAAUAAAAGUUUAUUUCUUUCAUGUGUUGAGACAGGUCAAGAAUAUUGGAAUCAAGAUUUAGAUUUAAAAAUUUUAAAGGUUGUUACAUAGAGUGUCUUCACUAGUGUGACAAUCUAGCUAAAACACAGAAAAAUAUAUUGUAUUCUAACAGCCAGUGGCAUUUAUAAAAGACAUCUUUGUUCUCAAAAGAAAUUAGAAUACAGAUAGCAUAUUCACCGUGGCAGUCUGUUUUCUAUAAUAUCUUACUGUAUUGUCCUCUAUGUUGUAAAUAUCCAGAUGGAAAUUAAAAGUGUUUCUGUCCUAA